AUGUACAGCAUUCUCGACGUGGCUGAAACCGUGCGAAGGUUCUCCACCCGUGGGGGGGAUGAGAGGAGGUCCAGUAAAUUGACCAGUAAUUUACGGAUAACGAAGCUCCCGGAGAAGCUGCUGCUUCGCAUUUUCAGUUUCCUAACGCACCGAGAGCUCUGCACGAUAGCGCGUGUCUCCAAGCAGUGGCGCCGCCUGGCCUACGAUGAGUCGCAGUGGCGGGCAAUCAACCUCCGCCCAGACCACGGCGGACUUUCGGUUCCAACAGUCGAAGACUUCCUCAACCUCAUCAACCAGCGUUCAGGGGAGGGUCUGCGCUACCUCGAGCUGUCCAGCGACCUGAUUACCAUCCCGGUCCUGGAGGAACUCGGCAACAAGUGCACGAACCUGCGGUACUUGACGCUCGACUUCAGCAACGCAAUGCAGCUGCACGACUUCAACGAUCUGAUGGCCUUCCCCGGUCUUCUUUCUUACCUCUGCAUUUGCCUGAGUGACGUCAUCUUCAUGGAGGGUCUGAUGCGGAAGAUCUACCCGUGCCUCUCGUCCCUCGAAGUCCUCCAUCUCAUUGGAACGUUUGAACGAGCCGCCGAAGAGGAGGAGGAAAUUUACGAGUCUGCUGACGACCAAUUAUGCCUCCUUCUGCAGGUGGUUAACAUAAGCAAGAUUCGCGCCCACACACCGAAUCUGCGAGUGAUCAACCUCUACGGAAUCAGCUUUGUUGACGACAGUCACGUGGAGUUGUUGGCCACGAACUGCCUCCAGCUUGAGUGCAUCGCCCUCAACUACUGCCUCAACGUCAAGGGAGCCGCCUUCCCGCUGAUCAUUUCUAACUGCAAGAAGCUCAAAACCCUUCUGCUCUGCCAUUGUGGCCUUGAGGAUGAAUAUAUUAUGAAAGUGCCCUGGGAGAACUCCCAGCUCACGGAACUCGACAUAACCUCGACUGAACUCUCAUCAGAGUGCCUUGAUAGCUUCCUUUCGCGCAUCCCCAACUUCACGUACCUUGCAGCUGGACACACAGAUUUCUUCAAUGACAAGGUUCUGAAGCACCUGGUGGAUCUUCAGAAGUUCAAGGACCUCAUGGCUCUUGAUCUCAGUUUCACGCCAUCACUGAGCGAGGCCGCAAUCAUGAAUUUCAUCCAAACUUAUGGACCACAACUUCGUGGACUCAUGCUCCAAGGCAAGCCUGCCCUGGCCGAGUACUUUUGGACAACAGUAAUUACUUUUCUGCCCAAUAUAGAAAUUUGUGUCCUGGGCUCACCAGAUGGCUGGUUCUUCAAAUACAACACGCGUGUACACGUGGAUCAAAUACUCCACGCGUUUGCCCUGAACUGUCCCAACUUGACAGCCUUGGAAAUUCAAUGGGACACCGAAACCCUGCGGUUUAGCGAGAAGAGUCGUAAAUUCAUCGAUAGACUCAGAUUAAAAUGCUGGCGAUUAAAAUCGCUCACUCUGUGUGAUGGCAAGUACUACGAGCUCGUAAAAGGCAACUUUGAGAGAGCCGAGCGCCCCCGUGUUGUGCGGACUACAAACUCCUACACUACUUCUAUCGUGUCGCUUUUAAGCAGAUACAAAGAUUUGCAGUUCAACUAG
Mesocestoides corti is the source of this 1590-nucleotide messenger RNA. The record is from the annotation of a GenBank genome assembly. Lineage: Eukaryota; Metazoa; Platyhelminthes; Cestoda; Cyclophyllidea; Mesocestoididae.